CACGUUUGAGAAUCAUUGAGAAUCAAACGUGUGUUGUUAACCUCAUCAUAUGUAAUACUUUUUUUAAUCUGGAUAGGAACCAAUUUCGAUUCAACAAAAAGACAAGAAGUAUAAAGGAAAAUCAUUGAUAAUGGAGAUCACCGAAACUGCAGCCUUAGUUGUAAUAGGAGAUGAAAUUUUACGUGGACAGAUUGUAGAUACAAAUACAUCAUAUUUGGCAAAACGUUUACGAGCUUCUGGUAUUAAGCUUCAGAAAGUAACUGUGAUCCCUGAUAUAGUAGAUGAAAUUGCUAAGACUGUACGCGAUGCUUCCAAACAAUAUUCUGUUGUAUUUACGUCUGGUGGUGUUGGACCUACGCACGAUGAUGUAACAUACAAAUCUAUAGCUAAAGCUUUGGAAUUAAAACUUGAACCUCAUGAAGAAUUAAUUGAUAUUUGUGCAAAUCUCUUUCCAAAUGAAAAAGAAGCCGGCCGUCUUACUAUUGUACCAAGGCCUUGUGAACUUAUUUAUGUUUAUUCAUCAAACAAAUAUGCUGUUGUAAAAGCAAAAAACGUAUACAUAUUACCAGGCUCUCCAAAAUAUUUUGAACUUGCUGUUGAGGUGAUCGUGCCACAAUUAAGAGGGCGUACCCCUUUGCAUUUCGAACAGAUAGACAUUAAUUUAAAUGAAUUGUCAAUAGUAAAUAUAUUGGAUGAACAAGCAGAACAUUGGAAAGAAAAAGUGAACAUUGGAAGUUAUCCGCAGCCAGCACCUGAAUGCUUUACAAGAAUUACAUUAGAAGGAAAAAAGGAGGAUGUCUUAGAAGCAAAAGCAGAACUUUUAUAUAAAUUACCAAUCCAAAAAAUUCUAAAUUUGAAUAGUGGGUUUAGCCUAUAUCAUGCGAGAAUGGUUUUUGAAUCUGCUGAAAAUCAACCACAUAUAUAUAGCGCUUUGGACGUCUUACAAGAUUGUUACAAAUUGUUUAAACCAGAAGAAAUUUUUAUAAGUUUCAAUGGUGGAAAAGAUUGUACAGUAGUUUUGCACCUGGCAGCUUGUGUAGCAAAAUUACAAAACAUUUCAUCAUUGUUAUGUCUAUAUGUAACAGCUGAGCCGUUUCCCGAGGUGGAUUAUUUUGUAGAGAAAGCUGCUCAGUAUUAUAAUUUAGAAUUGAUCAAGAAGAAAUCACCAAUGCAGGAAGCAUUGCGUUCGCUGUUAAAUACACGAACAAAUUUAAAAGCAAGUCUAAUGGGAAUGAGAAAAGGCGAUCCUGGUUCUGAAAAUGUAGAGGCUUUUACACCAACCGAUCCAAAUUGGCCAAAAUUAAUUCGUGUAAAUCCAAUUUUAAACUGGUCGUAUGAUCAGGUUUGGAAAUUUUUAUUGAAGCACAAUGUACCUUAUUGUCCGCUGUAUGACGAAGGAUAUACUAGUUUGGGAACGAAAUCAACUACAGUACCAAAUCCAAGAUUACAAGAUCCUAACAAUUCGUCAUCGUAUCUUCCAGCAUAUACUCUAACCGAUGAAUCUGCUGAAAGGCAAGGCAGAGUAAUAAGUGAAUAAAAAUGUAGACAAAAUUUUACAGUAUUUGCAAAUAUUAUGUUACUAGGAAAAAGACAAAACUGUUUUAGUAUAUUAUAUGUACACACACAUACACAUGCACACACGCACACAUAUCUAUACAUAUAACAUUUCUAAAUUAAGUAUUUUACGUUUAUAACUAUAGCCAUUGAAUUUUGCUGAAGU
This is a messenger RNA of Osmia lignaria (orchard mason bee), 1720 nucleotides long. The record is from RefSeq and is a predicted model, not a curated record. NCBI's taxonomy places the organism in Eukaryota, Metazoa, Arthropoda, Insecta, Hymenoptera, Megachilidae.